Molecule: messenger RNA, 1053 nt
Organism: Corticium candelabrum
Lineage: Eukaryota; Metazoa; Porifera; Homoscleromorpha; Homosclerophorida; Plakinidae
Exons: 2
Coding region: 111-803 (230 amino acids)
Source: RefSeq, a predicted model, not a curated record
ACCGUCCAAACAGACCGUCUACUCAACCGUCCAAGGUAAAAGACUCUCCACCUCAAAACUUCUCACACAAACGAUUCUCCGAGCUUGUCAGCUGCGAUAGACCGACAGCAAUGAACCCGUCGUGCAUCAUUCUCUUCGCAACCGCCCUGCUUAGCGCCAGCGCUCUGCGCUGCUACCAAUGCGGAUGCUCUAACGCAACCGACUGCAGCAACAACAACAACACCAACAACACAAUGUCGGCAUCGUGUCACAACGUAGUCAAUCAAAUGAAUACAACAGAAUGCGUCGGCAAUUCAACCUCCUGCUACAUGCAAACAAACGAGCGCGGAUGUCGUGCCAACUGCACAAGCAAUAACGAGACCGAAUGCUGCGAUUCCGACCUCUGCAACAACAGAAGUAUCGCACUGCGCCGGUGUUACUUUUGUUCGCUGACUAGUAGGGUCGAGUGCGACAUGCAUCGCGAAACGGUUACGUGCGGAGUCGGAGGCGUGUGUCGUACCAUUGAGUAUUCGCUUCCUCAAGUCUUGGGAGGCACGACGACGUCAUUUCAACGCGGAUGUGUCGUGGAAACGUGGUGUCACGUGAGCAAUGACUGCAAGUCGGUAUCGGGUGGAAACUGUGUUCGGUGCUGCGACAGCGACCUUUGCAAUGACGGACAUUUCGAGGCAAACCAGACUACAGCAACCCCCGACACCAAUCAGACUAGAUCGACGAUGACGUCCAGUGCUCGGUCUCGACGCUAUUUCGGUUGUGGAAUUAAGUCGGGAAUUCUGCUCGCUGUUACUCUUCUGGUCGAUUACUAACUGAAAACUAAAAAGUAAGAUCAAAGUCUAUGACAGUUGAAGUGAUGGAACUAUUUAUACGUGCGCCAAUAAUUAUAUUAUCUAAACUACUUAGUACAGUACUGUAUGUCCUCAUACAUUAACAUCAUGUUGUUAUGUUGAGUGUCCAAGAAAUUAUCGGUCCAUGCUCUAACAAUAAAAAAAUGAAAAAACUUGAGGUCAUCGCCUGCAGUGAUUGACACAGACACCACUCUCCAUCCUCUUCAUCAGC